This is a messenger RNA of Zootoca vivipara (common lizard), 1380 nucleotides long. NCBI's taxonomy places the organism in Eukaryota, Metazoa, Chordata, Lepidosauria, Squamata, Lacertidae. The record is from RefSeq and is a predicted model, not a curated record.
UUUCCUUUCCUUUUCUCUAUUGCUGUGUUUUUGAAAUUUUCAUUCAGUCUGCAGAGUCUUGCUACAUUACUACUUUGCACUUCAGAUUAGCCUAUUACUUCCUUUCCUGCUCCUUCCUAGUUAGGGCUUUUGUUAGUUCAUAAAUGAGCUGUAGCAUUGCACCAUUGCUUAUGGUGCUUCUUUUUCAGGGCAAACAUGAGAGCUUUCAUGGCCAUGAACUUUCAGCAGAUCAUGUUGGACUAAUGAUUAAUGCAGACUGGUAGAAUAUCUGGCUUACAGACUAAAGCAAGACUAGUUUUUUAUUCCUGCGCUAAACAAGAACAAAAUACAGAAAUACACAAGCGUUUCCUCUUAUUGACAAGACUUUUUCUGGAUGAAGAGAUGGCUUCUCUUUUUCAUCGGCCUAUCCACUUGACUGCAUGGCUUCUGGUUUUUAUUGCGAUCGUUAACUUAACUGAAACUGAGAAGCUGCUAGUGAUACCUCAAGAUGGAAGCCACUGGCUCAGCAUGAAUGCUGUUGUAAAGAAGCUCAGUGAAAAGGGUCAUGAGAUAACAGUGGUGGCACCAGAAAUUAAUUUGCUCUUAAAAGAAUCGAAGCAUUAUAAACAGAAAACAUACGCAGUGCCAUACAAAAAGGCAGAUCUUGAUGCUGGAUUUCGAAAGUUUGCUUCCAACCUUUUCCAUAAGGUUUCUUUUCCUUACACAAUUCUUCAAGAAUAUCAGAACAACAUGUAUAUAAUAAAUAUGUUUUUCUACAACUGUGACAGCCUUCUGAGGAACAGAGAACUCAUCAAGUACCUGGAAGAGACUCAGUUUGAUGCACUUUUCACAGAUCCAGCUUUGCCAUGUGGAGUCAUCCUCGCUGAACAUCUUUCCAUUCCUUCCGUGUACUUCUUUCGUGGAUUCCCAUGCAGUUUAGAGCAUGCAAUUUGUAAAUCUCCAAACCCUACUUCUUAUAUCCCAAGAUGCUAUACCAGGUACACAGACCAAAUGACUUUCACUCAACGUGUGAUUAAUCUGUUUGUCAAUUCUGUAGAAACAUCACUUUUUAAAACUCUGUAUAAUAAGUAUGAAGAUAUUGCUUCAGAAUUUCUACAAAGAGAUGUUCACUUGCCAACACUUUACAGAAAUGGCUCUGUCUGGCUUUUACGAUAUGACUUUGUAUUUGAGUAUCCCAGACCUGUGAUGCCAAAUAUGGUCUUCAUUGGAGGAAUUAACUGUGAAGAAGGCAAAAUCCUGCCACAGGAGCAUAUAGGAGCUUAAUGGAUCUCGUUGAGAUGUUUUUCAUUAAUUGCAAAAGCCUUCUGAGGAACAGAGAAGUCAUGAAGUACCUGGAAAAGACUCCGUUUGAUGCACUUUUCACAGAUCCAGCUUUGCCAU